Molecule: messenger RNA, 1620 nt
Organism: Acanthosepion pharaonis
Lineage: Eukaryota; Metazoa; Mollusca; Cephalopoda; Sepiida; Sepiidae
Source: the annotation of a GenBank genome assembly
AUGCUCGCUAGCGUACGUAAGUGCAUGCGUAUACCGCGGCGUACGAAUGUCACGACGGAUUAUAGAACUAAGGAGAUACGUUUAAUCGUAUCUAUCUAUCUAUCUAUCUAUCUAUCUAUCUAUCUCAGUCGAUUUUUAUCUGUCUAUCUCUGUGUUCAUAUGUAUUUCCCUCUACUUAUCUUAUUCUCUUCUUUCUAUCUUAAUCUUGCUCUGUCCAUAUCUAUCUAUCUAUCUACCUAUCUAUUUAUCUAUGUUCAGUCUGUUCUUAUUCAUAAAAAAACCGCACAAUUGAUUCCCCAAUUAGGAUUGAACUCACUACUGACACCCAGACUCACUGACAAUUGCCCCAUGCCAAAGCGCCCUUUUUGUCUUCUUGUUAUGGUUUUGUAUUUUUCAUUCUUUUUUUGUUUACGAUUUUUUUGUUUUCAAUCUUGUUUUCGUUCUUUUUACUGUCAUCUUCUUUGCUUCUUUUUACUUCUCAUCUUUCUAUUUUGUUUUUCCGUUUCCUUCAUUUUUUUCCUUUUCUCUUCUUCUCUCUUUUCAUUAUUUUUAGUCCUCUUCUUUCUCUUUUUAUUUCCACUUCUUUCAUUUUCUUUCUCUUGCUUUCUCCAACGUCUUCACUCUUUUCCUCUUCCUUCCUUCCUCUCUCUUUUCUUUCUCUCCCCUCCUUCUUCUUUUCUUCAUUUUCCUCCUUUCUCUUUUUCUACCUCCUCUCCUUUCUUUUUUAUCGUUUUUUUCUCAUUUACUUACUUUUAUUCUGCUGUUUUACUUUUACUUAUGCCUCCUCCUCUUUUUAUUCCUUCCUUUCCGUUUUUCUUCCUUUUCUUUCAUUCACAACAUUUUCGGGUUCCAUUAUUAAUUUUCGCUAGUGCUUCUUCUUGUUAUCCUUCUGUCUUGUUAUACUUUCUAUUUUAUAUUCCUUCCUAUUUUUCAUUUGUUUCUUUUUUCUUUUUUUCUUUUUCAUCUUUUCCUUUGUUUUCUUUUUCUUCAUCUGUGUGCCUUUUCUUUAUUUUCGUCAUCUGUUUAUUCUAUUUUUCUUUCUUUUCUUCAUUUUCCUUUUCUUCAUCUGUGUGCCUUUUCUUCAUUUUCUUUCAUUUUAUUUAUCUGUUUGUUCUUUUUUCCUUUUCUUCAUCUGUGUAUCUUUUCUUCAUUUUCUUUAUCAGUUUGUUGUUUUUUCUUCCUUUUCUUUUUCCUUUUCUUAAUCUGUGUGCCUUUUCUUCAUUUUUUUCAUUUUCUUUAUCUGUUUGUUCUUUUUUUUUUCUUCAUCUGUUUAUUUUUCAUUUUAUUCUCCCUGUCUUCAUUUGUUUUCCUAUUUUUCAAUUCUUUUUCCUCGUCAGUUUCUUCGUAUUCAUUUUUUCCUUUUCUUCACUUCUUUUUCUUUUUUCUUUAUGGGUUUCUUCUCAUUCAUUUAUUUUCUAUCUUGUUCUUAUUCUUUUUUCUCCUUCCUGUUCUUUCUUUCUUUCUUUUUUUUCGCGUUCUCUUUUGUUCUCUCUUAUAUUAACCAUCUUUUUCUCCUUCUAUUUUUCUCUCUUUUUCUCCUCUCUGUUCGUUCUUUCUCUCCUUUCUUUCUUUCUUUCUUUCUUUCUUUCUUUCUUUCUUUUUCUAGUCAUUAUAACCUAA